Metschnikowia bicuspidata var. bicuspidata NRRL YB-4993 is the source of this 1327-nucleotide messenger RNA. RefSeq lists its product as uncharacterized. Gene Ontology annotation, molecular function: RNA binding. Gene Ontology annotation, cellular component: nucleus. The transcript has a single exon. Bases 109 to 1164 code for a protein of 351 amino acids. NCBI's taxonomy places the organism in Eukaryota, Fungi, Ascomycota, Pichiomycetes, Serinales, Metschnikowiaceae. The record is from RefSeq and is a predicted model, not a curated record.
AACACAGACAUUUGAGUUUUCAUCUGUUUCCAAUACACGUCUCAACGCGACCUCCACGUUGGUUUGAUUCGCUCUUUUGGGCUCUCCACUCAAUCGGUAAUUCCUAAAAUGGCUGAAAAUCUCGUGACUCAGGUAACGCAAGAUGUCGGUGGUGAUGCUGCGGCGGCAUUGACCCACGAAGAAGAAAACAUGAAUAUCGAUUACAACUCGAAAAUCCAUUUAAACAUCAGGGGAAAAGCAUUUAGUAUCACACGGGAUGAGCUCAUGAGCUUACCUGAGAGUAUAUUGUUGAGUCUAUUUCCUAAUGGCGUCUUCUUGGACUUCAACGGACAAGUGAUUUCUAAAUUGACGGAAGAAGACGUCGUUUUCGUCAAUUUCGACCCAGCCAGCUUUGAGUAUAUUUUGCGAACUUUUGGAGAUGCACAUGCCGAUCUUCAAGGAAUGACAAAUCUCUCACCUCAGAUCUCGGAAAACAGCCAUCUUGACUCUUCCCCUUCAGUGUUGCAAACAAAGCCAGCAAUAAUAGUCUUGAGGGAAGAUUUGGACUAUUAUGUCAUUCCCCCUUCUGCGGGAUGUUCCAGCGAGGAUAUUAAGCAUCUCAAGCUUGAGGUCGCAAACAAGCUCAUGGAGAACAAGAUGAUCUUUUCUGGCCUUGGGUAUGACACCUCUUUACCCAGCAGUAUCACGCAAAAGCUUGGGCCGGCAGAACAACAUCUUCUUGAUAUGUUGUGCUCCUCUGGUUUCGAACGAAGGGAGUCUUGGGGUAGCAGGUCUUUGGAGCCCAGUAAGUGUGUUUUACAGUCUUUGCUGUUGAUUCGUUUGGCAAAUCCCCUGGUUACACCCCCGGAUUCGCCAUCUCUCAAUCCUGUAAGCUCCCAUGCGUCCACUCGGUCGAGAUCGAGGUCUAGAAUAGCCACGUUGGCGAGUUCCGCAAGUCGUGCUGCAUCUAGAUCGAUGUCGAGAGCCAGGAAAAACACGGAAAUAAAUCAUUCCAAACUUUUGUUAUUUUGGAAAAAGCCUGCUAGAAAGUGCUGGUGGUCGAAUGAGGAAAUAGAGGUCCAGGUAGCCGCAACAGGUCUCAGCAAGCUUGGCGAUAAUGUCAAAGUCAAAGUUCACAUCAGACGGGUGUGGACGUUAGAGUUGUCUGUGAUUGGAGUUCAGUGAUCAGGUGCUAUAUCUUGCGCUUUUCCAUCCUAUACGGCCUGAGAACCGAAGGUACUCGUCUUUUAUGUUCGCGCAAAGCGAGAUCAUCCAAGCGUGCAUGUCAGAGUGUUGGAGUGUUAAAGGCUAUUUGACUUUACCACUAUGAAUGUUGCGCUCGUCAAGC